AUGCUCGCCAUUAAUAACAAGUUUCCAUCAUCCAUCUACUUUUGCCUCCCAAGCUCCGUUCUCGCUUGUACCCCUUACAUUCGUCCCGCCGUACCGCAGCACCGUAUGGAAAAGCCAUUCCUGCCUCUGCAGCAUGCUAUUUGUCAGAUUGAAUGGCUUCCUGUUGCCGACACCUGGCGGCAGCGACAGCAAAGACGGGAGAUCUAG
This is a messenger RNA of Neurospora tetrasperma FGSC 2508, 207 nucleotides long. RefSeq lists its product as uncharacterized. Lineage: Eukaryota; Fungi; Ascomycota; Sordariomycetes; Sordariales; Sordariaceae. The transcript is spliced from 2 exons. The record is from RefSeq and is a predicted model, not a curated record. Bases 1 to 207 code for a protein of 68 amino acids.